Cannabis sativa is the source of this 1302-nucleotide messenger RNA. RefSeq lists its product as uncharacterized. The transcript has 2 exons. The record is from RefSeq and is a predicted model, not a curated record. Lineage: Eukaryota; Viridiplantae; Streptophyta; Magnoliopsida; Rosales; Cannabaceae. Gene Ontology annotation, molecular function: nucleic acid binding; RNA-DNA hybrid ribonuclease activity. The coding region runs from base 1 to 1302 and encodes 433 amino acids.
AUGCUGGCACAAAACAAUGAGGAGGGAAAAGAAGUUGCUCUUUACUACCUAAGUAGAACUUUAGUAGGGGCAGAACAAAACUACCCUCCAAUUGAGAAAGUGUGCUUGGCUUUAAUCUUUGCUGUCACAAAACUACAACACUAUUUGCUCUCACAUCCUGUGACUUUAGUGUCAAAAGCUGACCCUCUAAGAUAUAUCCUAUCCAAGCCCGUGUUGUCUGGACAACUUGCCAAAUGGUCCAUGAUGCUAUCAGAAUUUGAAAUCAACUUUGUCCCGCAAAAAGCAACAAAAGGACAAGCUUUGGCUGAUUUUCUGGCAGCACACCCAAUUCCAGAUGAUAUGGAGUUGCGAGAGGAUCUCCCGGACGAAGAAGUCUUCACAGUUGAUACUUCAUCGUGGCAAUUAUAUUUUGAUGGGGCAGCAAGAAGUAGUGGGGCAGGUGCAGGAAUUGUCUUCGUGACACCGUCAGGAGGCCUGCUACCUUAUUCUUUCCAUAUUCUAGCUAUAUGCACAAAUAAUGUAGCAGAAUAUGAAGCAUUAGUUAUCGGCCUCGAAGUUGCACUCGAAAUGAAAAUACAAUCAUUGGAGGUAUUUGGUGAUUCUCUUUUGGUUAUUAAACAAAUGAGUGGUGAAUUUGCGGUCAAGCAUGAGAAUUUAGUUCCUUAUCAUGAAAAGGCUAAAUAUUUGCUUGGCCAAUUUCAAGAAAUAACUCUAAAUCACAUCCCCAGAUCAAAAAAUGGUAAAGCUGAUGCAUUGGCUAAUUUAGCUGCAUCACUAACACUUCCUGAAGAAAGGGAUAUUCAAAUUACCAUAGGGGAACGCCAUCGUCAGCCAAUCAAAGACUACAUCCAAAACGGAGUCUUGCCAGAAGACUUGAAGAAAAGAGUGGAUGUAAGAAGAAGAGCGCCUCGAUUUGUGGUCUUUAAUGACACAUUGUACAAGCGUUCAUUCGAUGGGAUAUUAUUGAGAUGCCUCUCGAUAGAAGAAGCAGCACAUGCACUUCAAGAGACUCAUGCCGGUACAUGUGGCGCCCAUCAAGCCGGCCCAAAAUUGUCGGCUCAAUUAAAGCGAUUGGGUUACUAUUGGCCUACUAUGGUUCAAGAUGCGAUUAAUUUCGCUAAGUGUUGUAAGUCAUGCCAAUUACAUGGAGAUUUCAUCCACCAACCCCCUCAACCACUUCAUCCUUCUAUACUGUCAUGGCCUUUCGAAACAUGGGGAAUGGACGUCAUUGGUCCUUUUACGCCACCCUCUUCUAAAGUCCAUAAGUAUAUUUUGGCCAUCACAGAUUACUUCUCUAAAUAG